ACUCAAACCGUCGAUGGUUUAAUCUUUGUUUUCGGCACCAACUUUGACUUUUUUUGACGAUUUUUCUAUAGCUGUAAAGACGUAAGAGGCGCGCGCGCGGGGGGAAACGCUUUGAAACUAGUCGAUUUACAAGAAGAAAAACAAUUUUUUUUACGGCCUACUAUCCAAUAUCUAUUUUUAAUUGUUUAUUUUCGUGUCUUCCUUUUCAGAGCUGUAUUUGAGAGGAUUUGUGACAAUGAUAUUAUUUAUAAGGAGAGGAGCGCCUGCGCUUUUUUUCCUAUUAGCUUUGGUGACGUCUUCUUUAAGCCAGGAGACAGGUCAGACGUGCUUUUCCAAAUUCAAAACGGGAAAGGAAGACUUUGUUCUCGUUACCGAAGAAUCUGUGAAAGAAGGAGCCACGUUCCUAUAUUCGCCGGCCCUGACCCAAGAGAGGGACUGUGUGGCCGCCUGCUGCAAGGACCCGAAGUGCAACCUGGCCUUCAUGCAGAGAGGAGAUGAGGAGAAUCCGAUUCAGUCUUGUUUCCUGUUCGACUGUCUGUACAAGAACAAAUACGUCUGCCACUUCGUGACGAAGAAGGGCUUUACGAGUUAUAUCCUGGGCUCCAUGUAUGAAAGUUACCUCAGUGUUAAACCUGGGCCAACACAAGUUGAUAAUCCACCAAAAGCCAAUGCAGGUUUUGACCUGGUCGUCCAGCCUGGCGAAAAGGUGAAACUGAGUGGCCAUAAUAGCAAAGAUGACCAUAAAAUUAAGGACUUUAAAUGGGAAAUGCUCACAGAUUUUCCUUCUGCUGUCCUAGAGAAAACCACAUUUCCUGACGAGCUUCUCGUUUCCGAUUUGACUCCUGGAAAAUAUAAGUUCAAGUUGACCGUCACUGACAGCAGUGACCAGACAGAUUCAACCAUCCUCACUGUGCUGGUUCUCACCCCAGAGGAAUCAGAGCAUCACUGUAAGGCUCCAAAGAAAAUUGGACCGUGUCGUGGAUCUUUCCCUCGCUGGCACUUCAAUGCUGCCUCCCAAAAAUGUGAGAAUUUCCUUUUUGGAGGCUGCAGGGAGAAUCUGAACAACUACCUCACAGAAAAGGAGUGCAAUACCACCUGCUCUAUUUUAGGAUCAACUCGUCUGAUUCUGCCAACAAAACCAGUCUCCAUCACAGAAAAGUGUGGGAAUCCUUGCAGUUCGGAUCAGUUUACCUGUGCCAAUGAUUGCUGUCUGGAAAAAGGAUAUGACUGUGAUGGUAUACCUCAAUGUGCAGAUGGCUCAGAUGAAAAGAAUUGUGACAAAUGGGGAAGGUCAUUUGAGAAUCUUAUAAACAUACCGAUAGAAGAGAAAAAAGCUCGUUGCACCGAUGUCGUCGACACGGGAGAUUGCCUCGAAAGUCAGACAAAGUGGUACUAUGACCCCUCCAAACUGGAUUGCUUCCGUUUUAACUAUGGUGGUUGUGGAGGAAAUGAUAACAAGUUUGAUUCCCAAGAUGCCUGCAAAAAAAUUUGCGAAGGAAUAACAGUGAAGGAUGUUGUCAUCAGACCAGGAAUGUUUGAGAAAAGUACAGCUGAGUCCAACCUAGGAACGAUCAUUGCCGUGUGCCUGGGUGUUCUCAUCGUCGUCAUGCUUUUCGUUCUUGGAUACUGCUGCUGGAAGUAUAGGAAUAACAGUAAAAAGUCAGGAAGCGUUCAAGCUAAAUCCUGGAAUGAUAACGAAAACCAUGUCUACCGCGACGAUCCGUCAAAGCCAGUUUGAGCCCCCAGACCUGUUUUUUUUACCGUCAUUGUCGUAAGGAUUUACUCCAAAGAUGGAUCACACAUAGAACAAGCUCAGGUUGAUGAGAUUAAUAUGUUUUGUUUGUUCAAGAUGUAUUUUAAGGUGAUAAAUGCAGCACAGAGACCAGAGAGUCUUCACUGAUAAAUGUGAUGUUUUUGCUUUUAUUUUUCUGCUUGUUUGAUUUCUUUAAACUAUUAAAACAGAGGGUUGUCAAUGAACCUUGUAUUUUGCAAGAAUUUUCCAUGUGACUUUUUAAAUUAUCAACAAUUUUGAAUUAUUAUGUUUUCUUUUCUUUUCUUUUUUUAAAUUUAGGAACAAUAGCCUGAAAUCUAGUUUGUUUUUGAAAUGUUACUUCAAAAUAAGACUCCUGCCAAGUCUGUUGCCUUUUCAUACAAAGCUAUUUUGAAAAGGCUUGUAGAUUUCCCAAAUAUUUUUUUCCCCCUGAGACAAUUACUCGUUUUGUAUCUGCUUCAACAGACUGUUGUUACAAACUAAACAAAACCAACUCAUUAAUGUUGUACAUAUUCAUGGAAUUUUAAAGUGACAUAAUUUUGUGGUUGAUAUUUUUUUAAAUAGUACAUCAAAAAUACAAUCAUUAUUUUACUCUUUGAAAAUGUUUAAAGUUUGAAGUUACCUUGUGUUUUUCUGUGUUUUUAGCUGUAUUCUGUUAAUGAUACUGAAUAAAAAGUAUACAAGACUUCAGUAGCCAGUGUGCUGUUUUGCUAAUGGCUAUUUAAUGGCAGUUUUAAUUGUCUUUCAUUUAACUUGUUUUUUUUCUUGUUUAGUGGCACUAUUAAAGCUCUUUUAAGAUGUUUUUUUUAUUUUUUUCUUUUUUUUCUUUUGUCCUCUAAAGUUAAAAAUUAAAGUGAGCAAGUAUUAUAUGAAUGACACUGGGGCUGGUAAACCCAUUACUUAUUAUUCAACUCUUUUAUAUUGGAAACUCAGACUUGCAGAUUUAAAGUUUGCUUAAAAACAUAUAUAUAUCU
Molecule: messenger RNA, 2745 nt
Organism: Oryzias melastigma (Indian medaka)
Lineage: Eukaryota; Metazoa; Chordata; Actinopteri; Beloniformes; Adrianichthyidae
Product: kunitz-type protease inhibitor 1
Exons: 10
Coding region: 236-1738 (500 amino acids)
Molecular function (GO): serine-type endopeptidase inhibitor activity; protein binding
Source: RefSeq, a predicted model, not a curated record